Molecule: messenger RNA, 1083 nt
Organism: Ramularia collo-cygni
Lineage: Eukaryota; Fungi; Ascomycota; Dothideomycetes; Mycosphaerellales; Mycosphaerellaceae
Product: related to zeta-crystallin / quinone reductase (NADPH)
Exons: 2
Coding region: 1-1083 (360 amino acids)
Molecular function (GO): oxidoreductase activity, acting on NAD(P)H
Source: RefSeq, a predicted model, not a curated record
AUGAAAGAAGCACAUGUCGAUGCCGACACGGCAGUGACUCUUCAUGACGUGGGAAUCCCCCGUCUGACAGACCCUCAUCAAAUCCUUAUCAAAGUGAUAGUCUCGGGAUGUAACCCAAAAGACUGGAAGAUGCCAGCCGGUCUACUCGUAACAAUUGGCGAUUGUGCCAACAGCGGCGACGAUAUAGCAGGUAUCGUCCAUGAAGUCGGCUCCGCGGUGAAUGGUUUCCAUCCCGGUGAUCGAGUUGCCGCACUGCAUCAGCUCGGUGCUCCUUACGGAAGCUACGCAGAAUACAGCGUGGUCUCGGAUCAUGCUAUAUUCCACAUCGGCGAUAGAUCAUUCGAAGAGGCGGCGGCGAUCCCAAUGGCGUAUUACAUGGCCUCUGUGGGGCUGUUUGGGAUGUUGGGCUUGCCGAUGAUGUGGCAGCAUCACGACAAUGACAAUGAUGAUAUAUCAAGCACGCCUUUGAUCAUCUAUGGCGCUUCAGGAGCGGUCGGGUCAGCGGCAGUACAGCUCGCGCAGAAUGCCAACUUACAUCCGCUGAUAUGUAUCGCUGGAGCUGGAGCACCUACAAUUCAGCCGCUAUUGGACUUCAAAAAGGGUGAUAUUGCUAUUGAUUAUCGCAAAGGAGCCGACCAUGUUGUCGAACAGAUGAAAAGUGCACUCGACGGACGUAAACUACGCCAUGCGUUCGAUUGCGUAAGCGAAAAGGGUUCGUCGGAGAACCUAUGCAAAGUGCUCAGCCUAGGGGGAAGCAUAAGUCUUGUACUGCCGUCAGGGGCAAAAGACGUUCCAGAGGGGUUUAGAAAAAGCGCAACGAUGAUAGGAGGCCUGUGGGAUGGAUUCAACAACAAGAGCGAUUCCCAUAUUUUGAUGGGUUUCAACAGUCCCCGCGAGUUUGGAUACUGUUACUCUAGCCUGAUUGGAUAUUGGUUUCGGGAAGGUAGAUUGCAUGUACAGAAGCCUGAGGUUGUAGAGGGUGGGCUACUUGGUGUUGAGAAAGCUCUAAAGAGCUUGAGAGCUGGCGAGAAUCAUGGUGUUAAAUAUGUGGUGAGGGUCGAAGAUACCCCGGGUUUGAGAUAG